Molecule: messenger RNA, 1945 nt
Organism: Eremomyces bilateralis CBS 781.70
Lineage: Eukaryota; Fungi; Ascomycota; Dothideomycetes; Eremomycetales; Eremomycetaceae
Product: histone acetyltransferase ELP3
Exons: 2
Coding region: 82-1809 (575 amino acids)
Biological process (GO): tRNA wobble base 5-methoxycarbonylmethyl-2-thiouridinylation
Cellular component (GO): nucleus; elongator holoenzyme complex; cytoplasm
Molecular function (GO): acyltransferase activity, transferring groups other than amino-acyl groups; iron-sulfur cluster binding
Source: RefSeq, a predicted model, not a curated record
GCUCCGAUACCCUCGUUGAAAUAGUGUGGAAUGUGACAUGCUUGUCGCACCAUUAUACAAAUCUUGGGAAUAUCUGGAAACAUGGCCACCGUGACCGUCACCCAACAGCGUCCGCAGCGUCGCCCGAAGAACCUCAAACUCCCCCCAGAAAAUGAACGGUACAUGCGGGCGUGCGCGGAUAUCGCGAACGCCCUGAUCGAAGACCAUGAGGCGCAAUCCAAUGGCUCGAAAGCAAAGAAAGACCUCAACCUCAACCAUCUGCGGGGGCAGAUGUCGAAGAAAUACUACCUCACCACCCAACCGCCACUCACCGCCAUCAUCGCUGCAGUGCCCGAGCACUACAAGAGAUACAUCCUCCCGAAACUCAUUGCUAAACCAAUCCGCACAUCUUCUGGAAUCGCCGUAGUGGCGGUAAUGUGCAAACCGCACCGAUGUCCACAUAUCUCCUUCACCGGCAACAUCUGCGUCUACUGCCCCGGUGGCCCUGACUCUGACUUCGAAUACUCCACUCAAUCCUACACCGGCUACGAGCCGACGUCCAUGCGCGCCAUCCGAGCCCGCUACGACCCGUUCGAGCAAGCGCGUGGUCGCGUCGAGCAGAUCAAGUCGCUAGGCCACAGCGUGGACAAGGUGGAGUACAUUAUCAUGGGCGGGACGUUCAUGUCGCUCCCGGAGAGCUACCGGGACGAGUUCAUCGCGCAACUGCACAACGCGCUGAGUGGAUAUUCCACAAAGAACGUCGACGAGGCGGUCGCCGCGGGGGAAAUGAGCAACAUCAAAUGCGUGGGUAUCACCAUCGAGACGAGACCAGAUUAUUGCUUGGAUCAGCAUCUCGGCGCGAUGCUUCGGUACGGUUGCACCCGUCUCGAGAUCGGGGUGCAGUCGCUCUACGAGGAUGUUGCGCGGGACACGAACCGAGGGCACACAGUGAAGGCGGUGGCGGAAACGUUCAAGCUCGCGAAAGACGCGGGGUUCAAGGUGGUCAGCCACAUGAUGCCUGACCUUCCGAACGUGGGCAUGGAGCGAGACAUCGAUCAGUUCCGCGAGUAUUUCGAGAACCCUGAUUUCCGCACCGACGGGCUGAAGAUAUAUCCCACGCUCGUCAUCCGCGGGACGGGACUGUACGAACUCUGGCGUACUGGGCGAUACCAGAACUACACGCCCAACGCGCUGAUCGAUCUGGUCGCCCGCAUCCUCGCGCUGGUGCCCCCGUGGACGCGCAUCUACCGCGUACAGCGUGACAUCCCCAUGCCCCUCGUCACCUCCGGUGUCGAAAACGGCAACCUCCGCGAGCUGGCCCUCGCCCGCAUGAAAGACUUCGGCACCACAUGUCGCGACGUGCGCACGCGCGAAGUGGGUGUCAACGAGGUGAAGAACAAGAUCCGUCCAUCGCAGGUCGAGCUGGUGCGCCGGGACUACGCGGCGAACGGGGGGUGGGAGACGUUCCUCGCGUACGAGGACCCGAAGCAGGACAUCCUGAUCGCGCUACUACGACUACGAAAGUGCAGCGCGACGCACACGUUCCGAAAGGAGCUGGUGGAGCAGCCGACGAGCUUGGUGCGCGAGCUGCAUGUCUAUGGGCUGGCGGUGCCGGUGCAUUCGCGGGACCCGAAGAAGUUCCAGCAUCAGGGGUAUGGGACGCUGUUGAUGGAGGAGGCGGAGCGGAUUGCGCGGGAGGAGCAUGGGAGUCGGAAGAUCGCGGUCAUCUCCGGGGUUGGGGUGAGGAGCUAUUAUGGGAAGUUGGGGUAUUGGUUGGAUGGACCGUAUAUGAGCAAGUGGUUGGGCGAAGAUGUGGAUUAUGAGCCAUGAUGGGAUGAUAUUGGAUGGGUACGUUGCAUUGCAUGGAUCGGCGCUGGAUAGAACCGUGGGAUUUUAGAUUUGCAUGUCGGGACAACCUUGAUAUGGGAAUAUCAUGUAGAAAUGCAUAAAGACACAGUUUACCUUG